Closterium sp. Naga37s-1 is the source of this 1554-nucleotide messenger RNA. Lineage: Eukaryota; Viridiplantae; Streptophyta; Zygnematophyceae; Desmidiales; Closteriaceae. The record is from the annotation of a GenBank genome assembly.
AUGCACCGCCUUAGCAUCCAGAAGUCUCUCGGGCUUCUCAUCUGCGGUCCUCCUUCUCAACAGAGUGCUCUAGAGGAUAUAGCGGAGUGCACGGUUGGGGGGGGAGAGGGAGAUGCAGCUGGCGCUGAGCUGCCGGCAGCUGUCGUACAUGGAGGUGAAGCAGCGCAUGCAGGAGGUGAAGCAGCGCAUGCAGGAGGUGAAGCAGCGCAUGCAGGAGGUGAAGCAGCGCAUGCAGGAGGUGAAGCAGCGCAUGCAGGAGGUGAAGCAGCGCAUGCAGGAGGUGAAGCAGCGCAUGCAGGCCUACGCCAAGGACGAGGAGAUGAGGAGAUCCGCUCGAUGACUGCUGCGUCCAUGGGAGGAAGGGGAGAGGAAGGGAGGAAGGGGGUACCAAGUGGUCAGCUCGAUGCCUCACCUGCUGCUUGCCUCCUCGCCAACGUAUGGCUGGAAUCGCCUUUGUUGCUGGAUCGACUAGGAAGUCAUCAGGGUGGUUGUGAGAACAAUAAAGCACCCCAUGCCUCCUCGCAUCCGUGGUCCGCUGAGCCCGUCUCUGUUUCACAAGGUGCUAUUGAGUUGCCUCAAUUUCUCCUCCUCUCACCUGCUGCAUGCCUCACCUGCUGCAUGCCUCACCUGCUGCAUGCCUCACCUGCUGCAUGCGUCCAUGCCAGUGUACGUGGUCGGCUGAGUUUCCCUUUCACCUCGCUGACAUCUUGCCCUCUCUUCUCCUCCCUUCCCAUCUCCUCCCCUUCCUGCUACUCCCCUUGCUUCUGCUCCCCUCGGUUCUCCCCCCUUCCCUUUCCUCUUCCCAUUAUCCUCUCUCGCCUCCUCCCACCCACUCGUUUGUCAUCCAUCUGGCUCCCAUCCACUCUCUCCCCCCCUCCCUCGCCUCUCCCCUGCACUCCAAAUCCACCUCUCAUGUCGCCCUUCUAUUAUCCCCCCUGCCCUCCAUCACACCCUCCUCUGACCCAACCCAACCCUCCCCCCUCUCGAACCCCUCCCUCCCCUCUCCCCGCUCUUUGCCCUCCCAACCCCACUGCUGCGACAGCACGCCUCUCAUGCUCCACCCAUCCCCCGCGCCUGUCUCGCCAGCACCACCAGUCUGCCUCUCCUUCCCCGCCUCACACCCAUGCUCUCCCACGUCGCUGCCUUCACCCUCUCAUCCUCCGCGUUUCCCCCCGCUCCCCGACCGGCGGCCCUCCUUGCGCCCUUCAUUGCGCUCGUCCUCUUACUCUUGGUGCGCGCUCUUUCCCCUUCCCUCUAUCGCGCACUUCCCCACCCCUUCGCCUGCCCGUUCUCCCCUCUUCCGCCCUUCAACUCCCGCAAAUGCUUUCCCUGCCACGCCUUCUCCUGUCCCUCGCUCCGUUGCCGCCAAACACAAGCCACUCGCCCCCGCAUUCUCACUUCUCCCCUCCCCUCCCUGUGCCUCCUCUUCCCGCUCCGCCUUUCCUUCCCCCCCCGCGCGACCGACCGCCCGUCAUUGCUGCCCCCAUCCGCGCUUCCUUCCCCACUUCCGCGAACUUUCGCGGAGGCGGAGACGAAAUGAUCCAGAAUCAUUAG